AUGGAAAACAAACGACAGUCAACUACAAACUUCCUGUCAUUUCUGAACGUGAUAGAAAAUGUCAUGAAGCAGCAGGACGACGGACCCAUAUUGGUCCAUUUCACCCUGACUCCAAUAGUAACCCUGACUCUUAUAAUCACCCUGACUCCUAUUGUCACACUGACUCCUAUAGUCACACUGACUUCUAUAGUCACACUGACUCCUAUAGUCACCCUGACUCCUAUAGUCACACUGACUCCUAUAGUCACACUGACUACUAUAGUCACACUGACUCCUAUAGUCACCCUGACUCAUAUAGUCACACUGACUCCUAUAGUCACCCUGACUCCUAUAGUCACCCUGACUCCAAUAGUCACCCUGACUCCUAUAGUCACCCUGACUCCUAUAGUCACCCUGACUCCUAUGGUCACACUGACUCCUAUAGUCACCCUGACUCCUAUAGUCACCCUGACCCCUACAGUCAUCCUAACUCCUAUAGUCACCCUGACUCCUAUAGUCACCUUAACUCCUAUAAUCAACCUGACUCCUAUGGCCACCCUGACUACUAUGGUCACCCUGCCUCCUAUGGUCACCCUGACACCUAUGAUCACCCUGCCUCCUAUGGUCACCCUGACUACUAUGGUCACCCUGACUCCUAUACUCACCCUGACUCCUAUAUUCACCCUGACACCUGUAGUCACCCUGCCUCCUAUGGUCCACCUGACUACUAUGGUCACCCUGCCUCCUAUGGUCACCCUGACUACUAUGGUCACCCUGACUCCUACAGUCACCCUGACUCUUAUAGUCACCCUGACUCCUAUAGUCACCCUUACUCCUAUAAUCAACCUGACUCCUAUGGUCACCCUUACUUCUAAAGGUCAUCCUGACUAUUAUGGUUACACUGACUCUUAUGGUCACACUGACUCUAAUGGUCACACUGACUCCUAUGGUCAACCGGACUCAAUUGUCAUCCUGUGUCUAAUAGACACCCUGACUCCUAUGGUCACCCUGUCUAUAAUGGUCACUUUGACUACUGUGGUCACCCUGACUUCAAAGGUCACACAGACCCAAUUGUCACCCUGA
Molecule: messenger RNA, 1062 nt
Organism: Mya arenaria
Lineage: Eukaryota; Metazoa; Mollusca; Bivalvia; Myida; Myidae
Product: mucin-17-like
Exons: 2
Coding region: 1-1062 (353 amino acids)
Source: RefSeq, a predicted model, not a curated record